Oncorhynchus nerka (sockeye salmon) is the source of this 2373-nucleotide messenger RNA. It is a transcript of the gene smad4b, whose product is annotated as SMAD family member 4b. Bases 750 to 2279 code for a protein of 509 amino acids. Gene Ontology annotation, cellular component: heteromeric SMAD protein complex. The transcript has 11 exons. Gene Ontology annotation, biological process: BMP signaling pathway; transforming growth factor beta receptor signaling pathway; cell differentiation. Lineage: Eukaryota; Metazoa; Chordata; Actinopteri; Salmoniformes; Salmonidae. The record is from RefSeq and is a predicted model, not a curated record. Gene Ontology annotation, molecular function: I-SMAD binding; DNA-binding transcription factor activity, RNA polymerase II-specific; RNA polymerase II cis-regulatory region sequence-specific DNA binding.
ACGUGAGGUUUAUAUGAUCGAAUAUAAGUUUUGUAAUGCUUAAGUUGUUACGAGUAUACUGAUAUAAGUAGGACACGUGACAUUCCGGCAAUUUGAGAAAAACCCCCAACUAAUAUUCGGAGUUGUCUAUAAUGCAUAUUUAUGAAAGGAUGCUUGUAGCAUUCUCUAUUGAAUAGAGGCAAUUGACGUCAGCAAACCUCGUCGAAUAUUUAAAUAAUAAGAUUACAAUAAUGAGAUAAUCCACCAAUCAGAAGAAAGGAUAGGCGGGAGCGACACAUCCCGCCGUACCGUUUUGUGGACAAGGAGUUCCAUUGUUAGGGCGGAGAGACGUGCAUCUUGUCAGAAUAUCCAUGAUCUUUGGAAGCGCUGAUACAAAGCCGUGAUUUGUUAUCGAACGUUUAUUUUGAUAUUCAAAUGAUUUCCCUAUGUUAUUUUAAAUGAUCAAAUAAAUAUUUAGGAUAAACGAAGAAGUACGGUUGAUCAGUACAGUUCUAGCGCAAAUGCAAUAACGGAAUAUCCCGGCCCCGUAUGCAGGAACCCUCAAUUCUCGAAGCAGUGUGACAAUCAUUUAAUUUUGUAUUGGGAUGCCUUGGUGGACUUCAACUUGGGCAAUUGGACUGGAGGGGACACCCUCUCAUAGCUUAAUCUUUUUGCGCCAUACAGUAAGCAACAACAACAUUUUAUAGUUGGGACAAAGUAUUUAUUCCCUACAGAACAAUACGGAGCGGCAUACACUAGUGGUUCUCAGGAUGUCUAUCACCAACACGCCUUCGAGUAAUGAUGCUUGCCUGAGCAUUGUACACAGCUUGAUGUGUCACAGGCAAGGGGGAGAGAGCGAGACCUUUGCCAAGCGGGCAAUAGAAAGCCUGGUGAAAAAGCUGAAGGAGAAGAAGGAUGAACUGGACUCCCUAAUCACAGCCAUCACCACCAAUGGAGCUCAUCCCAGCAAGUGUGUCACCAUUGGGCGGACUCUGGAUGGCCGUUUGCAGGUGGCAGGGCGGAAAGGGUUUCCCCACGUGAUCUACACUCGGUUGUGGAGAUGGCCUGAUCUGCAUAAAAAUGAACUGAAACAUGUGAAAUAUUGCCAGUUUGCGUUUGACCUGAAGUGUGACAGCGUUUGCGUGAACCCAUACCACUACGACCGGGUGGUGUCUCCAGGUAUUGAUCUAUCAAGUUUGCAACUUACCAGCUCAGCUCCAAGCCUGGGACUGAUGGUUAAAGAUGAAUACGACUUUGAUGGCCAGGCCCCACUGCCCACCAUGGACGGGGGUCACUCCCUCCAGACCAUUCAGCACCCCCCCUCUAGCCGAGGUGGGCCCCCCUCAGAGCCCUUCGGCACCCCUGGCCUGCUGUCCCCCUCUGACGCCAGCACCGCCUCCACCUCCGCCUUCCCCAGCAUCUCUGUCGGAUCAGGAAAUGCCACCUCCACCUGGACUAGAAAUAGCAGCUUCACGCCCAACAUGCCUCACCAUCAGAAUGGGCACCUGCAACACCACCCACCCAUGCCUCCUCCAGGACAUUACUGGCCUGUGCACAACGAGCUUGGCUUCCAGCCACCCAUAUCCAACCAUCCAGCGCCAGACUACUGGUGUUCCAUCGCCUACUUUGAGAUGGACGUGCAGGUGGGCGAGACCUUCAAGGUGCCCUCCACUGGCCCCGUCGUGACGGUGGAUGGCUAUGUGGACCCGUCUGGCGGAGACCGCUUCUGCCUAGGCCAGCUGAGCAACGUGCACCGGACCGAGGCCAUCGAAAGAGCCAGGCUCCACAUCGGUAAGGGAAUCCAGUUGGAGGGUAAAGGUGAAGGGGACGUGUGGGUACGCUGCCUCAGCGACCACGCCGUGUUCGUGCAGAGCUAUUACCUGGACCGGGAAGCCGGCCGCGCCCCUGGCGACGCCGUGCACAAGAUCUACCCCAGCGCCUACAUCAAGGUGUUUGACCUGCGUCAGUGCCACAGGCAGAUGCAGCAGCAGGCAGCGACGGCGCAGGCGGCAGCCGCGGCUCAGGCAGCCGCCGUGGCUGGGAACAUCCCUGGGCCGGGCUCUGUGGGAGGCAUCGCUCCUGCCAUCAGCCUUUCAGCUGCUGCCGGCAUCGGAGUGGACGACCUGAGGAGACUGUGCAUCCUGCGCAUGAGCUUCGUCAAGGGCUGGGGUCCCGACUACCCCCGGACGAGCAUCAAGGAGACCCCGUGCUGGAUUGAGAUCCACCUACACCGGGCCCUCCAGCUACUGGACGAGGUGCUGCACACCAUGCCAAUCGGUGACCCCCAGCCCCUGGACUGAACCACCAGCCUGACCCCUCCACUGUGAGACUUCAGUAUGACAGACCUUGGAAUGAGGUGGUAGGUAGAACAGGAAAGACACCCCGGUUUACCGC